GGACGGGUUUCAGUCUAUAAUAUUUUGUAUGUUGUAAAGCAUUUACUUUGGGAGUUUUUUUUGAAAAAUGAAUUUUAAUAACCUAAUGAGCAUAGAUGAUUUGGAUCUGUUUGACAAACGUGUUUUGAUACGGGUUGAUUACAACGUUCCUUAUGAUAAUGAGGGGAACAUCACUGACUAUUUUAGGAUUGAGGAGUCUUUGAAAACCAUAAACUACUGUAUUGCUCAUCGAUGUAGGUCCAUAGUGCUCAUGAGCCACCGGGGUAGACCUGGGGGUAAAGUUGUGAAAGAUUUAUCGAUGGAAAAGGUAGCGAAAGUUUUGGAAAAGUUGAUGCAACGCGAUGUUAUCUUUCUACCCGAUCCAGUACCAUCAAGAAAAACCGAGGCGUACUGCAGAUACCCCAGGCAUGGUUCCAUAAUCGUUCUGGAGAACCUGCGGUUCACUUUGGGGGAGGAGAAGACCGGCAAAGACUGGCUGGGGAAUAAGGUCGAAGCCACAAAAGAGGAAAUCAAAAACUUCAGAAAAUCCCUACGUAGGUUAGCUGAUGUUUACAUCAACGAAGCUUUCGGUACUGUCCACAGAGACCACAGCUCCAUGAUGGGCGAUCUAUUCGAAACAAAAGCGGCCGGUUUUCUGAUGAAAUCGGAGUUAACCCACCUAUCGGCCGUACUAACCCAAUCGCAAAACUCAAGACCUUUGGUCUGCAUUUUGGGCGGUAACAAGUGCGAGGAAAAAAUCCCCCUACUCAACCACAUGAUCAAUGUUGCCAACGAGAUAAUAAUCGGUGGCGGUCAAGCCUACAACUUCCUGAAAGUCGUGCACCACAUCAACGUGGGCGACUUCCCAACGUGCCCAGAACUCGAAGACACCAUCAAAAACAUCAUGAUCAAAGCCAAAAAAAAUAACGUCAAGAUACACAUACCACAGGACUUCUACAUAACCGACGAUAUGAAGAACGGGGAAGUGAAGCUGGCCGACGUCGAAACCGAGAUCGAACCGGGUUGGGUCGGGUGCGACAUCGGCCCCAAAACAAUUGAAGUCUACAGGAAGACCAUAUCCCGAGCCAAGGUCAUUUUAUGGAAUGGACCGAUGGGUACAGUGUCGUACGAUAAAUUCUGCAACGGUACCAGAGUUGUUCUAGACGAAAUAGUGAAAGCAACAAAAAAUGGUACCAUCACAGUCGCUGGUGGGGGUAGGACUGGUUAUUGUUUGGCAAAAUGGAACGCCGAUGGUCAAUUGUCUCACGUUUCCACUGGUGGAGGCGCGUUUUUGAAGGUUUUGGAGGGAAAAACCUUUCCAGCGAUAAAAGUCUUGUUACAGAAAAAUACCUCUAAGUAGGGAAUAUUUUGUGAUUUAAUCUUUUUUCUUACAAAUAUAAGAAAAAAUUAUUAUUAUUAUAUUAAUAGCGACUGUUUUAUGUAAUUUUAUUAUAAGAGUUUAGUUUUGUAAAUAA
Molecule: messenger RNA, 1454 nt
Organism: Brassicogethes aeneus
Lineage: Eukaryota; Metazoa; Arthropoda; Insecta; Coleoptera; Nitidulidae
Source: the annotation of a GenBank genome assembly